This is a messenger RNA of Lolium perenne, 828 nucleotides long. Its product is annotated as vesicle transport protein GOT1. Gene Ontology annotation, biological process: endoplasmic reticulum to Golgi vesicle-mediated transport; retrograde transport, endosome to Golgi. The record is from RefSeq and is a predicted model, not a curated record. NCBI's taxonomy places the organism in Eukaryota, Viridiplantae, Streptophyta, Magnoliopsida, Poales, Poaceae.
CGCACCGGCCGAGACCCCCGCCCCCUCCCGUCGGCACAACACAAACGCCGCCGAGCCGCCUCAAUCCGCCGCCCCCACCCCCGGCUCCGACCGCUCCCGCCCCUCACGCGCCGCCGCCGCUCCUGUUCUUCCUCGCCGAGACAUCGAGAUCCUGCAAGUCUCCGGGUCUCGUGAUAUUCUUCACCGGUGCCUUCGCUGUUCCUGGAUAAGAUGGUUUCCUUUGAGAUGAAUGACCUCAAGAAGAUUGGGCUAGGCCUGACAGGCUUUGGAGUAUUCUUCUCCUUCCUGGGAAUUGUUUUCUUCUUUGACAAGGGGCUUAUUGCGAUGGGCAAUAUACUUUUCCUGUCAGGUUUGGGUUUGACAAUUGGUCUGAAAUCAACUAUGCAGUUUUUCACAAAGCCUAAGAAUUACAAGGGUACCAUCUCUUUUGGUGCUGGCUUUUUCCUGGUUCUCAUUGGAUGGCCUUUCUUUGGCAUGCUCUUAGAGGCAUAUGGCUUUGUCGUACUCUUCAGUGGAUUCUGGCCAACUCUUGCAGUUUUCCUUCAAAGGAUUCCCAUCCUUGGCUGGAUUUUUCAGCAACCAUUUGUCACAUCGUUCCUUGACCGAUACAGGGGAAAGCGGGUGCCGGUGUAAUAACCUCUCGCGCAAUGUUUCUUAUGAUGUAGCAAAUGAAGUUUCUUUUUCUUCCUUGGGGACAACAGUGAAUAGUUAUGCUAGUGUGGUCUUUUCUUCUACCCAUUUACUUACUGGUGGGACUGUUCUUUGUAAAUUACACCAAAUCCCUACCGACUGGUUUUGUCCAAGACCAAGAUGCAAGUUGUCUGAUAA